Cladocopium goreaui is the source of this 165-nucleotide messenger RNA. The record is from the annotation of a GenBank genome assembly. Lineage: Eukaryota; Dinophyceae; Suessiales; Symbiodiniaceae.
AUGGCUCAGCUUUCUAUCCGUGCUCGCGGAGGUCAAGGUGGUGAUCUCUGUGGUGAAAUAUUGCCCGCAAGUCUGGCUCAAUUACCAACGGAAAAGCACCGUCGGUUGGACGAUCUACAAUGUCCUCCUGGACUUCACGGGAGGUGGGAGGAUGAGAGGCUUUGA